AUGCUUCCUCCAGACCAUGACUCCGCUCGGCCACCUGCGCAUGAUCAUGCCCUCCCUAAUCCAAUUGUGCCAGUAGAAGAAGAAGACGACGAUGAAUUCGACUACGAGGCUCUGCCGAAAAACACCACCCUGGCUUCUAAUCUCAUAGCUGGUGCGUUCGCCGGUAUCAUGGAACACACCGUGAUGUACCCGGUUGACGCUAUCAAGACCCGAAUGCAAGUCGUCGCAAUUGGCGGAACAUCAUACACAGGCAUCUCGAAUGCCAUCACCCGGAUAUCUGCAAACGAAGGUGCCCGGGCACUAUGGCGAGGAAUCACCUCCGUCGCUCUCGGCGCCGGUCCUGCUCAUGCUGUCUACUUCUCCGUCUACGAAUACACCAAGCAGGUUUUUGGAGGAAACGAGGGUGUCGGCUACCAUCCCAUCGCUACAUCGUUCGCCGGCGCAUGCGCAACCACCGCCUCAGAUGCUCUCAUGAACCCUUUCGAUGUCAUCAAGCAGCGCAUGCAGCUUGCCGGAAGCAGGUUUGCCAACAUCGGCGCCUGUGCCAGCAGUAUUUACCGAACCGAGGGAUUCUCGGCUUUCUACAUUUCCUACCCCACCACGUUGAUGAUGAACAUCCCUCUCACGGCCAUCAACUUCACCUCGUAUGAAGCUCUAUCCAAGCUCAUGAAUCCUCAAAGAAAGUACGAUCCGCUCACUCACUGCGUGGCCGGAGGUCUCGCUGGCGCCGUCGCUGCCGCGGCCACAACCCCUCUCGAUGUCAUCAAGACCUUCCUGCAAACCAAGGGCACUUCCACCGAUGCAGAGAUUAGACAUUCCCGCUCGCUCGUCGACGCUGCCCGGAUCAUAUACAAACGCGAGGGUGCCCGGGGUUUCAUGCGGGGUCUGAAGCCUCGUAUAGUUGCAAAUAUGCCCAGUACCGCUAUUUGCUGGACUAGUUACGAGAUGGCAAAGUUUUACUUAUACAAAAGUUCUGCUUAA
Molecule: messenger RNA, 981 nt
Organism: Myxozyma melibiosi
Lineage: Eukaryota; Fungi; Ascomycota; Lipomycetes; Lipomycetales; Lipomycetaceae
Product: mitochondrial carrier domain-containing protein
Exons: 3
Coding region: 1-981 (326 amino acids)
Biological process (GO): iron import into the mitochondrion
Cellular component (GO): mitochondrial membrane
Molecular function (GO): ferrous iron transmembrane transporter activity
Source: RefSeq, a predicted model, not a curated record